AUGAGCUCUUGGUCGUUCAAUUUACGCGACAAAGUGUGCCGCACUGGUUCUGACGGCGACUCCUCCUCUGCAUCGUCCGACUCAUUCACGUCCUCUCCUUCGCGUGACCCAAGUUCUGAAACAGAACUCUUCAAUGAUCUUGAUUUCUCGAUGCGAGAGGAGCCGGACUGCGUACCGAAGUACAAACCCAAUCCCUUCAACAUUGCUAGGAUCAAUGCCGCGACGAGAGCGGCAGCGUCUGCUUCACAUAUUCCGGAACCGGUGGUGUUGGAGUCUCGACAGACAGACGACCGCACAAGAGGGAACCAAAAUAUCGUUCCAAGCCAAUCGAAGCUUGCAACCAAAGAGAUUUUCAAGCCAAAGAGGGAUUUAAACGAUAGCACCGUUGCGGAUGCGCUCGUAAAGCAAAGGCAGAAAAAGAUCACAGGCAACUCAUCAGAGCAAACUGACGGUAAAGUCCAAGCAAAGAACAGCUUUACGCACUCUGCCAUCAAAACGUCUGCAGUUCCAGUUUCCUCUACGGUCCUUCCACUCGAAACUGUGCCGACAGAAGACAUAACAACGUCGCAUCUCCGGGUACCUCCUAUUUUUACCACACCUGAACCUCGAAGAUUCAAUCGCUUUCAACCUCCAAUCAAGCGUUUUCUGCCAGUUCCUCGUACGACACCACAGCCACAACACAUUCUCUACAGUUCACCUCUACGCAUCCCGGAACAAUCUGCUCAAGUUUCCACGCCACAGAAAAUAAAUGCUGCUCAAGUCUCUUGUUCUCCUCUCUCGGCUAGUCCUGUCUGCGUACCGGCAGCGGCGGUUCAGUCCACCUCAACCAAUUUAACUCAUAAUGCCCCUGAUGCUACAAAGACUUCAAUUCAUUCUGCGCCGCCUGCUUCUCGUUCUCGUUUUCAAGUCCGAAAACCUGCCACUUCUUCCCAUGAUCAUGCUCAACCUUCCUUUGUGACCGAUUCUAGUCCACUCCGCUCACCUGUCAUAACGAUGCUCAAAUUGACGACGACACCUGAAUCCAAUGCCGUCAGGGUCACGCCUGCGUCCCGAAAGCGCAUCUCGAUGGAAGAGGAUGAAGAACAUUACGGAGGACGAUCAUCUGUUUCUUCAAGCUCUCCAGUGAGAUCAUCUCCCCCGCGUAAGAAAUGGCGGAUGGUGACUGCAACGCUUGAAGAGGAUGCGGAAUGGAGCACCUUGAAUGUUGGGAAGAAGUCCAAGAAGCGGGAUACGUCAGAUCGUACCACAGGGAAGUUUUCAUUAGGCUGGCUGUCGAGGCGCUAG
This is a messenger RNA of Marasmius oreades (fairy-ring Marasmius), 1284 nucleotides long. RefSeq lists its product as uncharacterized. The transcript has 2 exons. Bases 1 to 1284 code for a protein of 427 amino acids. Lineage: Eukaryota; Fungi; Basidiomycota; Agaricomycetes; Agaricales; Marasmiaceae. The record is from RefSeq and is a predicted model, not a curated record.